UAUCAUCCUGCCCCCUGUAAUGUACUGGGAAACCCGCCGAUCUCGUUUUUUAUUUCUCAUUUUCGUUUUAUCACUGAUAAAAAUUAUCAGUCAGUCAGUCGGUUGUGCAAUAAUAUAUAUUUGUGAUAAAAAAGUUUGACAAUAUGGAUAAGCCAGAGCAGGGUGACAGUGAUCAGGAAAAUACAAUUCCGAUGAAACGUGUCAGAAUUUUAGUUGAUGUGCCCGUGUCAAAAGCUAAAUUUAAUUUAAUGACCUGCAAUUCUCAAGGAGAACAUGUUGAACUAAAUGUUUUGCAAAUUGUAGAAGAACCGUCACCUUCAACCUCAUCCAAAAUAGUGCAAGUGGACUCGAAUCACUCGAUCCUCAAAGCAGUGUUGCAAGGGAUGGUAGAAAAUAGUGGAUAUGAGGGGAGCAUAAAAAGUUUCUGGGGUUCGGAUGAGCAGAAGAACUUGGCGAACGGUUGGGCUGCUCACGUCAAGAAAUCCAAAAAUGAUACGGAUAAGUUCACUCCCCUCGAAGUAUUUUAUAACAAGGAAAAGGUUGCGAUGCAAUUGGUGGAUGGGUUGCUACAAGUGGUGAAAAUGCAAAAAGUUGGGACUGACUGGAAAUUCAGUGGGUGGGCGCAUCGGUCACAAAAAUGUAGCAUGACUUCUUGUAUUGUUGGUUGUCUGGUUGGGAAAUAUUGCCAAACUCACGCCCCGAAAGAGGUUCUUUUACUUCAAGAUAUGCGAGCUACCCCUCUUGUACUGGCUUUAUUAAACCCCACACCUACAAGAAAUCCCUAUACUGAAAGUGAGAUCAGAAAGAAGCUGGCUGGAUGCGGGAUUAAGAAGACGUGGGGCAACAAAGAAGUUGAAGGGGGUGGUGAAAUACGCCAUGAUAGUAUCCAGCUCUACAAUUACGUUGUACAGAAGCGAAUCAGCAAAGAGGAAACAUUUUUCAGGAUACUAGGACGCUGGCCGUAUCAGGACGAGAACAACAAAGUGCGUGAUUCUGCAUUUUUGGCUGUAUCACUGCUGGUGAUGAUCAAAGGAGGUGUAACUCUGCUAAACUCUCGAAUACUAUUCCGUGGUGCUGACCUGAACUGGGUGAAGUCGUUUUUGAAUCAGAAUGGGGUGCUGUUCGAGAAAGGAGGUCAAGUUGACGAAUCUGCCAGCUCCACUCCUCCAGGCGUUUCAAAAAAAGUCAACCGUUCUCUGCCUUAUGUAUACCUUGGACGUAAUGAUAGGGGUCAAUUUUACGUAGGAGUUCAAAUUCAAAUCAACUUAAAAGGAUCUGGGAAUAAAUCAAUAUACCAUGAUCAAGCAAAGGCGGAAACAGGGAUGGAUUCAUUUACAGAGGACGAAGACAUGGCUAUUUUUCAAAGUCCUAUCCCCGAGUUACUGGAAGACGUCAAGGAUGGCACCAAAAGGAGCCAAUUCAGCCCAGAAGAAGAAGAAGAAUUUUGCAAAAUGGAGGUCGCUGCAAAUAAAUAUGAAACUCUUGCCCACUCUGCAUUAAAGAUUGGAGAAAUGGUCACUCAGACCUACAAAGAGGUUCCAGUGAAGGGAAUUCCAAAACAGAUGAAUCAUUAUGAAGGUGCUAUUAAUAUUGGUGAUCUCAAAUCUUUGUAUGCUUUCUUUUUUGAAUCUAAUCUGGUCAUGAGUGAUGUUAGUCAGUUAGAGAAAGGUGUUGAUGGAAAAGUUGUUAUUAAUUUCGUUUAGUUGUUUUCACGUUUGUCGUGUUCUUGUAUUUUUUAAAUGAAUUGAAUAAACAAGGAAAGUUUUGAUAACCAUA
This is a messenger RNA of Folsomia candida, 1776 nucleotides long. RefSeq lists its product as uncharacterized. The coding region runs from base 144 to 1703 and encodes 519 amino acids. The record is from RefSeq and is a predicted model, not a curated record. The transcript is spliced from 5 exons. Lineage: Eukaryota; Metazoa; Arthropoda; Collembola; Entomobryomorpha; Isotomidae.